Molecule: messenger RNA, 10374 nt
Organism: Mizuhopecten yessoensis (Yesso scallop)
Lineage: Eukaryota; Metazoa; Mollusca; Bivalvia; Pectinida; Pectinidae
Exons: 5
Coding region: 276-4277 (1333 amino acids)
Biological process (GO): phosphatidylinositol phosphate biosynthetic process; intracellular signal transduction
Cellular component (GO): phosphatidylinositol 3-kinase complex
Molecular function (GO): 1-phosphatidylinositol-3-kinase regulator activity
Source: RefSeq, a predicted model, not a curated record
AGAAGCAUCAAGUAUCAAUUCCCAACAGGAGUGAACAUUCCGAAACAGGAGCUGUCAAAACAGCGGAUACAUACACGUUGUUCACUUCUCUCUUAACAUGACAGAUCAAACCUGAAUUUGGACAAAGAAGAAGAAUAUUCCAUCCAUGGAUCCAAAGAAUAAAGAGUGGGAAAGCAUCAUGCCUGGGCAUGGGUCUCCCUAUACAAGGGAGAUAAUUUUCAUCCUAUCAAGGGAGACUAUCCAUCUUUAAUCAACUAGUUCCAGGGAACUGAAGGAUGGACAGUCAAAAGAAGUCUGCUACAUUGCCUGCAGGAAUGGCGCCACCUUCUUCGGGAUCACAUGGUAAAGCUCAGCAGAAGCUGUCGUCUCAUUCCUUUAGUGGUGGCUUUUUAGGUAGACUGAAGCGCCGAUUCAGGCUCAAAAGCAAAGGGUAUGAACUUCAACCUGAAAAUCAAGCUGCUGUCCAAGGAGUUCGCUUCCAGCAGUGCCAAGAGAAUCUUGCAGGUCAGAGGUUGCAAGAAGAAGGAUCAGCAGCAAGGGGGCCUGCACCUGCAGAUGUUGUGAGGACUCACUCAGACAGGCGCACUGAAAGACCCCCACAGUUCCGGGGUGGCCACAAGAAGGAUGAACGGAAAACAAGGUCUGAUAUGCUGUAUGAUUCCAAUAGUGCUGUACAAAGAAAUUGUUUAGGUAAAGAAGUGAACGUACCAAAUGAGUAUGUAGUGUCUGACACCAACGUUAUUGACCUUGAAAGUGACGGUGGGGGCAUUACAGGUGAUAUUUUUGAUGAAAUGGAUCCCGGCUAUGAGACUCUAGAUGAAGUUCGUAGAAAGAUGCAAAUGCAGUUUAAUCAGCCGCAGAAAAUGAACGGUAGUGCUUGCCUGCCUGAGACAGAACUUGUGUGCCAACGAUCGAAAGGUCCUCAACACCGACGGUCACAGUCCACUGGUCAUCCUCAAAUGGCACACCCUGGCGAAUUCUACGGAAUGCUGGACAGUGGUCUUGGAAGUCCGCUAGUGUCAGACAAUUCGUCCAGUAUGAGAGCAUCGGACAUUGUGACAAAAUCUCUUUCAGUUGUUAGUGACACUGACAUCAGCGCUUAUCAGAGUGUGAAUUCUGUAGGUUAUACACACCACGAUAACUUCCUUAGUCCCUCAAACCUACCGUCGAUGAGGAUGAACAGUUGUCCAGGUAACACCUAUGAUAUGAGUCCAGGGAGGUCACAGGAUUUACUCUGUCCUAGGGGGUCACAAGGGGUCUAUAACUCUGACACAUAUCUACCAGAUCAUGAAGUAAGUGAACUGUAUGCUAAUCCAAAAAUAUUGAUGCGGAAAAAAUCUCAAAGGGAGGAAACCGAGGCAAAACUGAGGUUAUCAGGCCAUGUGUCAAAUAGAACUUCAAGUAAUGAUUCUGAUGAAGGAAACACAAGUUUUGAUACAGAUGGUAAAAGAUCAAGUACGGGUGAUAAUCAAAUUGAACACAGAGAAUUUGAAGAGGAGUCUGUGCCUCCGAUUCCGGAACGUAAGUAUAGUUUGUAUUUAAAUCAACAAAAUAAGAGACAAAACUCACAGGAUAAACAUGUCAAUACAAUUUCGGUGGACUCUAGUUAUAGUUCUAGUGUUAAUGAGUCCCAAUCAAACGAAUCUACUUGUGCAAUGGCAGAAAACAGCAUGUUUUCAGACCACAGAGGUCUCGCAGAUAGUGCCAUAACAGAUUCUGUCUCUUCCCGAAUUUUGAAUCAAUCAGCUGACACCUUCGGUCAAGAUUCUGGUUUCUGGCUGUCAGAGGAUGAUGAUAUUUUGAGGUCAUGUGAUACCAGUAUCCAUGGCGAUAGAUCAGACAUUGACAAGUAUAUUCACAAUACAUCUAAACAACCAUCACCAGCUAUCCGAUUUGAAAACGAUGAACGAGUAAUUCUCACAGGAGAUGUUAGAACAAUAGCACCAGAAAGUGCCAAAUCUGUGACUGACAGUGAAAACGUGCAAUUUGAAUUGAAGAAGAAAGGGGAGAUAAUAGAUAAUUUAAAGGAACAUAUUUCACAAAGGGAAGUAAGUGAUGAUUUGUAUCAGAAUCCUUGGGAUGUUAUCAGUGAUUCAAAAGGACAGAGGAGGGAUAUAACAAGUGCCAUAUUAAGACGGUCAGAUGACAGGGCUGUUGCAUCAUACAAGGUUCAAGGGGAGGUAAUUCCACACACGGUCGAAAGGGAGAUAAUUGAUCAAAAUAGCAACCAAAAUGAUCAUCAGCUUCUUAAAAAAAGAAAUUCAUCAGGUUCAAGAAUUUCUUAUAAAGAAAUGACAGUUUGCCAAAGUGCUAGUCUGGAAAAGCUUGCCUUUGAAAACACAACAGCAAAUACUGGGUUAUUAUCAGAUCAAAUGCCAUCAGUGCAGUCAAGCAGUAGUGUAAGGACAACUGAUAGUGCGGAAAACUGCUUGGGCCAGCAAAGAGACAGUGUCGUGGAGCAUAGAAACAGUGUCGUGGAGUAUAGAAACAGUGUCGUGGAGCAUAGAAACAGCAUAGGAGAGCACAGGAUCAGUGGUGGGGAGACUAGAAACAGUGGAGGGGCAGGCAGAUAUUCUCAAAGUGUUAAAACAGAUUUACAAAAUACAGUGCUAGAUGCUACUAAUCAAAAACAAUCUAACAUACAUAUCAUCAACAAUAAACCUGUGUGUGCUGAUAGUACUAUAAAAGACCAAAGAAAUGCUAGAAUAUCAAACGAUACUCACUCACAAAUACCCAGCAAAGGUAGGGAGUGCCCUGACCAGUGUGCAACCCCUUGUCUCAGGUCGACUCUAGGUCUGGAAAAUAAUAGUGUCGAUCAGUCACUUUGUGAGAGGGAUUUUGAGUCAAGUCUAGAUGGCAGCACUGAGCCCUCUAUUGACAGUCUAGGUGGCAGCACAGACUGUUUGAGUGAGAAAUCCAUUGAACAGCGUGUUGUGUCAUAUGAAGAUGAUGCUGAUGCCGUGCUAGAAAGCAUGGAUGUUCAGAGUGAUUCAUUUGCAGAUGAAAUGACCAUGUCUAUGGCUGGAAGUGUAAGUGUUCAAUGUGAUUCAAACAACCAAAUUCUGGAGGGCAUUCAAGGUAUGAACCUUUCACAGGACUAUGACCCGCCAUCAGACGUAUCAGAAACGCUCAAGACCGACUCAGCUGAACAGGAAACGGAAUCCAUUUCUGAUCCAAGUGAUGAUAUAGUUUCUUCAGCAUCAACCCUGAGUCCGUCUGCUCGUCUUCCUGACUAUUACUACCAGGACACUGAGCCUGUUCACAUGUCUCUUUCUGAACUAGGUAUGUCCGAUGAACAGUGGGUUGAAACUGAACCCAUUCACAUGAGUGUUAACGAACUCAAAAGAUCAAAAUCUCAUUACGAGGGCGAACGUGAACAUCAGUCUCAUUUUCAUACUCCUUCACCAUCGCUUUGGCAGUCCCCACAGGACUACACGACAGAAUUACGCAGCUCCAAUUCAACACAGGACCACUCGCUUCUUCCUUCAACACAGCAAUGCAGCAAUGUUUACGAAACUGUUGACGAUGAUGAUCAGCAAGAUUUGGAAACAAAUGUGAAUGUUCGGCGUCACGGCCAUCCCGUAAUGCACCCUGCUUACAUCAAUAAUCAUGGAGCACGACCGCGCAGACCAUACUCUGUGGAAGUGUCAUCUUUUCAGAAUAGAAGGGAUGAAGACUUUAUGAAGCGUCUUGACUCGCGACCUCCGGCUGUAAUCCCAAGGACUAAUCCAGAGGAAGAAAGCCAACGAGACUUCAUGGAAAGCAUGCGCCAACUUAAAGAUUGUGGUUGGUAUUGGGGGCCGCUGAGUUGGGAUGAAGCAGAGAUCAAACUGAUGAACAAACCAGACGGCUCUUUCCUGGUGAGGGACAGUUCCGAUGACCGCUACAUCCUCAGUCUCUCCUUCAACAUGCAGGGGCGGGUCCACCACACACGUAUUGAACAUCACAAAGCAGGGAAGUUCAGCUUCUGGUCCCAGCCUGAUUCUCAUGGAAAGGCCACCAUCCGUGAAUUCAUUGAGCAGUGUGUGAAGAACUCGCGUAAUGGCCAGUUCUUGUAUUUUAUCCGCCCAUCUGGCCCCGGGUCACCUCCAAUGCCUGUACACUUGUUACAUCCAAUCUCGCGUUACAAACAGAUGCAGUCCCUUCAGCACAUGUGUCGAUUUCAAAUCCUACAGAAAGUUCGUCGGGACCACAUAGACAAACUGCCUAUUCCAACACAGAUAAAGGACUAUCUCAAAGACCCACAGUACUACGUAGAAUACCUGGAAGAAGAUUAGAUACAAGAAUGAUGUUCCCAGCGAAUGGAAAACUGAAAAAUAUAUUAUUCAAAUCAAAUGAUAUCCUGAUGAAAUUGUUUCAUGUGUUUGCAUGGCUUUAAGGGUACGUUUUGUUGUUUAUAUAAGUGUCACAUGCUGAUGAAACAUUUAACAUGGUUCAACUCUACCACUAGUCCUCUCAUCCUCGGUAUCCAGGGGUUACGCUCACUUUCACUCUCUGCACCCCUGGAAUAUGUCAUAGCAAAAUUGAUGGCUCAGUGUGCAGCACCUUGUGGAUGAGACGAGAUGACUAGUUUGAUCCUUUUAUGUACAACAGUAGAAUCUCGCUGUCGCGUAACGGUAAAACUUAUAUAAUUACUGCCUUUGAAGAUAGGCGUCGCUCCUCUGCAAUCCUCAUAGGACAAGUGUCGGCCUAGUGAUUGGUCAGGGUUUUUUACCUGACACCAAUCAAAUAGCUAGCCGCCUCCCUUAAAUUUUGCUAUGACAUAUUCCAGGGGUGCAGAGAGUGAAAGUGAGCGUAACCCCUGAAGUAUCAAUGAUGUAGUCCUCUAGUCCGAGACUAGUAGAUUUCAGCAAGGACUAGUGAAUCACUUAACCUAACUGGUCAUUUGGACUUGUUUAAAAAACAAAGUCACAUGUUAUCAUUUGAUAGAUAGAUUAAAAAAUAAGAAUGUACCGCUUAGAAAACUGCUAAACCCUUUCACCAAUGCAGACAAUAAUGGACUCAUCUAGAUCAAUACAUGGUAGAGUCUACUUAAGUCACAUAGGGGUGAAAGGAUUACAAGAUAGAUACAUCAGAUGAUAAUUGUCAUUUUUUUCAUAUAUUUAUGGCAGUAGCUUCUUGUGUUCCCUACUCUCACAGUCAAUUAUUAUAAAAAAAAAUAUGUUUCUUGAUGACGAUGUUUCCGUAAAGAAAUAUUAGACUAGUUAUUUGAAGUAGGACUAGCAAAUUAUCUGUUCAACUGGUCAUGUGACGCUAGGUCAUGUGACCUAGCAUUCACAGAUAGUUAGUGUCUAACCCUGUGUCGCCAUCUCAGUAAUUUUACUUCAGAAAUGAUAUAGACAACACAAUGCACUAAGCAUAGAAUGACAAGGAUAACAUUUUGAAGUUAUUGGUGAAGUGAUAGUUUUACCGAUCAUUGUCAAACUUUGGUAUUAAGAACGCAUCAGUUGAAGGGGACUUUUGAUGUAUGAAGUAUAUUUAUUUAUAGAAACGGUAUUCAUAUGUUGAAUUUUACAGGUAAGAGUUUAAAAGCUAUAUUUAUUGAUUAUGAAUAUAGAGGAAACCAAAUAGUUGUGAUUUUGUCUGAAGGCACUGUACUUAAUGUUUAGGAUUAAUAGACCUGAUGUAAAUGUGUUGCCAAAUGCAUAAUUUGUUACAGAAAAUAAAAUCAGGAUUUUUUCCCCUAAUCUUAUAAGUCACUUUUUAGGUAAACAUGAUUUAAAUCCAGAAAUCAUUUCCCUACUGUACAUCAUUUAAAUCCUAUUUAUUUCUGAGUAAGUAGUUAUAUAGAAACAUCUGGAGUUUAUUAAAAGAAAUUCUCAAACCGUAAUAGUUGAUAACAUUUUCAAUUUAAAGUCAGUAUAACACGUUAGACCAAUAUACUACAUUCAAGUUGAUGGUGUCCAAAUUAAGAUUAUAUGCUUUGCUCUUUAUAUUCAUUAUAAUAAUAAAAUAAACAAUAACAGUUAAAUAUGUAGUAUUAAAAGCAUUCAAGCCAAAAUAUACCAAAGUUUGCUGUUUGUGUGGAAACCUUUUCCAAAGUGAUCCCAUUUCUGAAAAUCAUCUACUUGUCAAAUAAGUGACAAAGUGACAUUUACUGUCAAACAUAUCUAUUUGUUCAAAUAUACUGUAAGUGUUAGAAAAAGAUCACUUAAUUCAUUUACCCCUGAAAACUCAUUUGAACUCUUCCAAUUUAAUGGUUGGAAUAGUUCAUUAUGAAAAUGUUGGGGUAGUGAUAAUAAUGCAUUUAUAUGUACCAAAGUUUUGUCUAUUAAUUAAAUGGACCAUGUUACUGCAUACACAGCAUUUGUGCAUUUGUACUUAAUUUGCAUGUUACUAAAUUUGAAUAUGGCAAAUAUCUGAAUUUUAUGAUUACGUGUAAGACAACUUUAUCAUGCCCUUGUCAUCCUUUAAAUGAAUCUGUGUAUUUUUAUUGCCAUAGGCUAUGUACUGGCACCUUGUUGCUGACAAACAAACAACUAAGUCUUGCACACAGGUAUUAUUAAGUAACAAUAUAAAUUUCAUGAAAAAAUCUAGACAUUGUCUUUUGGUUUGCUUCUAGACAAAUUUUCUUUUAAGUUUCGUGUGUCUUUUGUCAAAAAACAAAAUGAUAUUCACCAAAAUGUGGCAUUCAGCAUUAGAAUCUCAGACUUACAAAGCUCAAUCUCACCUGAAAUAUUUAUGUGAAACUAAUUUGUCAAAUCUGAAAGAGACACUGUAGCGUAUUUUUUAUAGUGAUCAUGUCAUAUAGCACAUAGCUGUUUGAAGAGAUAUCGGUUUUGAGUAGAUAAACAAAAUGUAAGGAUUUUGGAGGUUCAUUUUUUUUUUUUACAUUAUUUGUUUUUAUAAAUAUUGACAUUUGUUCACUUUGUAUAUGUAAGAUUAUCAAACUAUAGUAAGAAUAUAUAUUAAGGAUCCCGGUCCCACUGCUCUGUGGUUUUUCCUGUAGAACAGUUUGCCCAGCACAUUUCCGAUGACAAGGUAGCUAAUUUGGAUAGAGCGAUAGCACAACCAUCCGAAGUCCAGGGUUCGAAACCUGGUCUAGUCACACAAAUUUUCACUCUGAAACAGUAUUGUUGAUUAUCCUCUGAUUCUUUAUCUAUAUUACUUCUCAUAAAAGUCCCAGAAGGUGUGGUUUUCUGUUUAGAAUGAUUUAUCAAAACAUAUUCAUGUUGGAAAAAACAGGUUCCUAAACUUAUUACCAGUUUUUGGCAGUGGUACAGGGAUCCUUAAAUGUGUUGUAUAACCCAAACAAAUAUAAGUCAAAACAUAUACUUCCUUAAUUAAGAAAUAUUGCCAUUCCAGAAUUUAAAAUUCUUCAUUUGCUCAUUAAUUAUCAUCAGUUUUCAUUUUCUUAUUUUUCAACAUUUAUCCAAAUCAGUAUUAUUUAUUUAGAUUGUAACCUUUUUAUUUUUGUUAUUUUCCCUUUUUUUCCCUGUGUUCUGUUAAAUUUGUGAUAAAACUUAAAAUGUAUGGCAUAGCGCAUUUAAUGUUUGACAAAGCUAAUUCCAAUGAAAGUAAAUCAUGUUAUACCCAAAUCUGUCGAGAUAGUACCUUAACCCUAGUGACUCAUCAUGGAGAUCACUGAAAUAACACAUACAGUAGAUAGCCAGGUUUCAAUACCUCUUCAAGAGCCUUUUGAAAAUAUUAUUUUAAGGUGCACAAAAAUGUUCCUGGGUUACGGUCUUCAGUUUGAAGGAGAAUAUAAAUGUUUGUGGGCCCAUCAAAUGGGACAGGUUUUUGUUUUAUAUGUUUAUCAGUUAAAUAUGGUGCUUGUUUACUGUAGUUUAGUUUAAUGAUUUAAAUGUAAGCUUAAGUUAUAGAUGUAUAAAUCAAUGUUUUUUCUACAAUACAUGCUAUGUACUUGCAGUACAGCAUAAAUAUCAUUAAUUCCUGAACAAAUAACUUGUUUACAAAAGCAUUAUAAUCAUUACUUCUACGCAAAUUUGUAUUUUAGUACAUAAAUAGUUUUUGGGGAAGUAUUAAAUUUCUACAUAAAUUUGUACUGAAAAAGGGUUAAGUAGGGACUUGUGGGUUGUUUCUAUGACUUAAGUAUGAUAUGUACCCUAUCACCUCAUCAGAAAGAAAAAAAUCUGACGAAGGUGACAGAGAAGAUAUCCUUAAAUCUGGCGGUGCAAGUUCCCAAAGUUUUCAAUCGAGAUUUAAAAAAAAUCUGUUUUUGAGACAUUCCCCAUCUCUUCCGAAUUCCUUAGAUAUGACCGUCGGAAUAGAUUGUCACUGGGGAAGAUCUCAAAACUGGGAUUUUUUUUUCAAAUUUCAAAUUUCAAUUGAAAGCUUUUUAACUUGCACUGUCAGCUUUAAUACCGUGCCAAAGUCAUCAAAACAUCAUCCAUAACAUUUCACUGGUUGUGCUAGACAAACUGGUAUACAAAAUAUAUUGUAGAUACAUCAAACAAUUGGAGGAAAAUAUUAUGGAAUACAUGUAUAUUAAUUAAGUAUAACUGGUAAGAUUUCAUUUUGUUUUGUUUAUUUGUUUUGUCUUUUUUUGUCUUUUUCUUUUUCUUUUGCGUUAUAAAUGAUGUAUAUAUUUUCAUGCUGUAAGUCACAAAUCAGUUGAUAUGGUGUUAUUGUUUACAAAAUUUGGGUUAAACAAUGGAUGUGUUGAUAAGUCUUCAUUAUUUUUAAAUGUAGAAAAAAAGAUGGUGGAAGCUACAUAUAAUUUCAUAUCAGAUGCUGAAUUUCCUAAGCAGUAGUUCUUGUAAAGAAAACUUAUGAUGGAGGCAAAACUUGGGUUUCAAAGAUAGUUGAAAUAUAUGUAAAUUCCGAUACCCCUUACUUCUGUCUCGGAACAGAGUAAUUAACUUCAGAAUUCAAAGUGUCGCUGUCCAGACCAGUGAGGUGCUACUGAGGCUGACAAUGUUUACUGUACACAAAUGUGGUGUGUUAUCAUGUGGUCUUCGCUUUUCGAACUAUGCAUAUUUUCCUUUGGUAACAUUGAAUAUUCAUUUAUAUAAGAAAGAAAAAAAUGAAACAUGUAUUACAUGUACUACCUUCAUUUUUAGAUUAAAGUAAAAAAUAAACAAUAAUUAGGCUAUUCCCCCAUGAUACAUAUUUUACUAGUUAUUUGGUUUAACUUCAAAAACAGUAAUGACAUCACAUACAUGAAUUGAUUUUCAGACAUAUUGUUUUAAAGGGGAUGUCUGGUAAACGACACUUACACUAAUUGAAAAUGUGUCUUUUUAAAAUUAAUUUAUCAGGGUUGAACAAGAUUUUCAGGAGUUGAAUAGUUCAUGUAUUUUAUACAGAAACUUUUUGCAAAGUGUGUAGUUAUUUGUCAGUAGAGUAUACACCCUGGAACCCUAAACAAUAAUUGGAUAGCCCUUUAAUACACAAGAUCAAAUUAAAGCUUGUAUGACAUGCAUUGUUUUGUAUAAAGUGUAUAAUUUCUAAAGUCUGACUUCAGCAUCCCUAUACAACAGCACUAUAUGUUUUUACAUAUAUGCAGUUACCUCCCCUUAGCUUCUGUUUGGAUAUAACUGUAGAAAAGUUUGAACAGAUGACAAGGCAGCUCAAUCUGUCAGAGCAAUAGAAUAACAACCAUGAAUUUUAAUUAUUUUCAUUCAGGGCCUGAAAAAUAUCUAACAUUGGUACUUUUUCUCCUGUUUUCAUAGAAAUAAUUCUUGAAAGCUUUCCUACAUGAAGAGGCUGUGUACCUUUAGAGAGCUGAAAUCUACAAAAUCCCGGUGUCACAAUCAUAUUCAAAUUUGUAGAGCAAUUUAUCGUCAUCAUAAGUACUACACAUUGGUCAUGCCAAGAGUAAUCAUGUCAUUCUUGAAAUCCAGGUUUCACGGUUGUGGGAUUGAACUACGUUACACGAUGUGUGGUGUGCCCAGAAUGAAAGAAAAUGCAAUGAUAGUGUGCGCACAUCUGUGCAAUAGCUACCGCACAGUUGUUAUUGAGGUAUCGCGGUUGAUAUAUAUAUUAAGGAAUGGCCUGAGAAUAGAUAUGAUAUCCUAUUCAAAAGUAUCUUUUCUGAUUCAAGGAUGUUGUAAUAUUUCAGCUGGAUUUUAUUGUUAUCUAUUUGUGUAGCAGUAACAGUCACAUGACGUACCAAAAUAGUUUAAACAGCCUUAAUUGACACCUUUGUUUAUAGAUACGAUCAUACACAUUACCUGGCAAUACAACCUUAUUAUUGAAAAUUUCAUAGUCAUUGUUAUAAUGUGUAAUAUGUAUUGAAGAAUUAGAAAAGUGCAGAAUAUACUUAUUGAAUAUUAAACACAUAUGCCUUCCAGAUUUUUCCCAUUCCGUAACAUCCGUCAACUGAUGUGACGGUAUUGCACAAAUGUGGAUGUUUUAUCACACAUCAGAAUCAUCUUCAAUUGCACAGUUGUGCGCACGCUAUUUGAUAAUAGG